Messenger RNA from Synchiropus splendidus (mandarinfish), 2944 nucleotides. Its product is annotated as macrosialin-like. Lineage: Eukaryota; Metazoa; Chordata; Actinopteri; Syngnathiformes; Callionymidae. The transcript is spliced from 6 exons. The record is from RefSeq and is a predicted model, not a curated record. Gene Ontology annotation, cellular component: membrane. Bases 24 to 1175 code for a protein of 383 amino acids.
CUCAGCGCACUCUUGAUCACUUGAUGCAGCGCUUUUCUCUGGUGCGUGUCUCAGCGUUUGAGUUCGGAAGACUGGGCUCGUCCACCGUCAGUCCUCACUUGUCAGUCAGCAUGAACACCUUCGUCUUCCUCUCUCUGCUCUGCUGCGCUGUUUCAGCUCUCACAGUGGCCGGAAAUGAGGGUGGCCCUGCGAAGAUGCCAACGGCGAGCCAAUUUUACCCGCCCACUCCAGUGAAGCCCACUACAGCCUCAGUGAAGCCCACUCUAGUGCCAGUGAAGCCCACUACAGCCCCAGUGAAGCCCACUGCAGCGCCAGUGAAGCCCACCACUGCAGCCCCAGUGAAGACCACUGCAGCCCCAGUGAAGCCCACCACUGCAGCCCCAGUGAAGCCCACCACUGCAGCACCAGUGAAGCCCACUCUAGUGCCAGUGAAGCCCACCACUGCAGCGCCACGGAAACCCACCACUGCAGCGCCAGUGAAGCCCACUGCAGCCCCAGUGAAGCCCACCACUGCAGCGCCACGGAAACCCACCACUGCAGCACCACCACAGCCUCCAAAGCCCACUCCUCCAACCACGUUGACUGUAGGAAACUACACUGUACAGUCCCAAGACAAAAAAACUGUGUGUCUGAAGGCCCAGAUGGCACUGCAGCUCCGACUGGGUCCUCCAAAGGCCAACAGCACCUUCAUCGUUCAGCCAAACAUAACCAAGGCAGCAGGAUACUGCCAAGAAACCAAAGCCAACCUGACUCUGCUCUUCAAAGAGGGCCACAUCACGUUCAUGUUCAAUAAGAGUGUCUCUAGCAAUACAGUCUACGUGGACUCGGUGGAUUUCAAGAUUAUCUACCCAUUAAAUAAAACUCAUCCCGACAACUCUGGCAGAAAUGCCUCCAUGCAUUUGUUUUCUGCAAAAAUUGGAAAUUCGUACUCCUGCAGGGAGGAAUCUGUCUUCAUGGGAAACAAUUUCUACCUGGACGUCUCCAAAGACCGAAUCCAGGCCUUCAACUUCUCCAAGAGCAAUGACUUUGGCUUCCCCGACCACUGCCCUGCUGACCAGCCAGACUACCGCAUCCCUGUGGCCGUGGGACUGACACUGCUGGUGCUGAUCCUGAUCGUGCUGGUCGCCUACCUACUGGGCCGUCGCAAGAGAAGCGACGGCUACCAGACUCUGUGAGCCCACAGGUCCAAUGUUCCUUAAGUCUUGAGAAGUUUCCAGGAUUGUCUGCUUUUAUUCAUCAAAUCAUUUUAAAUUCCAAUUGACGUUUAUUUUCUGUGUGGUGAAAACUUCAGCAGCUAUUUGGCAAGUUAAUAUGAGUCUGUUUGUGACAUCCAUCAUGUUCUCUUCUCUAAGGCAUAAAUGUUCAUAGUAACAACCAAACCCGGAAGUACAGACGAGACCAGAGCGAGUCAGUCAACCUUACAGUAUAAAACCCAGUCCUGCCAGGAACCAGAAUGACUUUUUUUUGUCUCCUAUUUGGAAAAAACCUUUGUGAUUCAGUUUAAAAAGAGAGUGAAAUGACCUGGUUCUAGUUUGGCUGGUGUUCAUGUGACGUGGCGCUCAAAGUUCAGAGUCAAACCUGAUUGUUUCGUCAAAAGUUCCCUGUUACAUUGUCAUCAUGGAAUGCGUUUCGUCUGGUAUCAAGGGAUAAUAAACAAAAUGCUGGGAGUAGUCCCUGAUAGGUGUCAGAUCUAAACAGUGACAACAGUGACCCUUUUGUAAACAGGAGUUCCUUCAUUGACAGGGAAUAGUCUGUUUCUGAAAGGUUCCUAUAAUGAAUCGUCUCAUCCCUGAUCGGGUUGUCAACAACAAGCCAAAACUGUCUUCAGGGGUACAAAGUUCACGGCUGCGUGUCAAUUUCCAUAUUGUGUGCGCUUGUUGGUCACAAUUCAAAAUCUAUUAACAGCGUCGUCGACACGUCCUGACUGAGGCCAGCCCACCAAAUUAUUUGAAAAGGAACUUAGUAAAGAGACUCCUCCCAAAAAUAAGACCAGAAAGCAGAACAGGUUCAAAAAAGGGAAUGAAUAGGACGAACGAGGGAAGUUUGUUUAGAAAGGGCUCUCAAAAUAUGUGCCUCUUCACACCUCAACUGUUCAUCAGUUUUAUUAUUUUUGCUGCCUAGAAGAGCUCCUUCUUCUUUCGAGAUGGCCAGAUAUAUCUGCUGGCCACUUCUCCUUUGCUAUAAUAUCGUUGGUAGUAUCUGUUAGGGUCAUCUGCUUUUGUUCUUAGUGACUUUGUUUACAUGGACGGCUGCAGGCAGAGAAUGAUGUCACAGUCAGUGGGAAGAAGACAAACUAGUUUGAGUGACGUGUUUCCUGUGGCCUUCAUCUCAGUGUAAGUGAUCUGGAUUCCUUCUCACUCCUUGUCCAUUUGGAGAGGGACGUUGCAACAACCAACUGGGGAAAUUCUACAUGGAAAACAUUUUGCUGUGUUAAAAUAAACUUGGAUAGAUUUGUCAGAAUAGACCAGAAGGAGCCUUUCUAUAGCUUAAAAAACGGAAGCAAUGAAAGCAGGAAACACCGACCGUAAUUGUCAUGCAAACAAAACAGAAAUGAUGAGCCGCAGAACUCGUGAAGCUUAAACAAAGGUCAGCACAAGUCUUCAGUUCUGUUGCAUUCACCGCCUUAGUCAGCCACCCAUGUAAACAUAAACUGAUGAAUUCAGUAGUGUUUCUGACUAAUAGUAGGGAUUAAAGGGAAAGUUGUUUGUCAAAUCAAUGUCAGCUAGUUGAUCAUCACAAAGGGUAAAGGAAAGAUAAUUCAUGACAUUAUUAGUUGCAGUGAUUACUCCACUAUAUUGUGCCUUUAUUUUUUUCCAUUGAUGUGUGGUGUCGUGUAACCCGCUCCAAGCCGUCCACAAGAGCCUCCUAAACAGGUCGACUGCAUGAAGAGUUACAGCUCUGUGUUUAUGGUAAACACCACAGAUGCUUCCACCCACUGGUGUUG